UUAUAGGGGUAAUGAGCUGGAAGUCACAGCUGACAGGAGAGGAGAGAAGGCUCCAAGCUAGUCAAGCAAAUAAAGGUUAAUAGUAGGGUGGUGUUUCCUUCUCAUGUGACCAUAGAAGUGUUGGCUUCUGGAUUGUGCCUGCUUCCUAACAGCCCGUCACAGUGUUUGGAAUAAGAUGUGACCUGUUUAUUUGUAGAAUUAGCCAAUCAAAACAGUACUCUGUGAGCUUCAUUCAAGGCAAGCAGGCACUUGGUAUGUAUGUAAAUAUACCCUGUACCAGAAAGGCUUAACAGGACCCUGCAAAGGAUAGUCAUAGACUGGAUUUCUUCAAACUUGGGAAGAUUGACAAAGCUCUCUUGGACCCUGGAUUAAUGCUUUCAAAAAACCCUUUAGGAAUGUCAGAAGGCGAGAACCUUGGACAAAUUGAAAGCUGGGAAGUCAUUGAUUCCAAAUCUGAAUACAGGCUCUGGCUGAAUCAGUGUUUAGAAGAAGCAAUGAUGAGUUUCUCCAUAUUUCUCCAAGAAAUGUCUCACUUCAAAGAGCAGAAUCCUGGCAAGUUUUGCCUUUUGGUCUGCAGUGUGUGCACAUUCUUCACAAUCUUGGGAAGUUAUGUCCCUGGAAUUGUCCUCUCCUAUCUUCUAGUACUAUGUGCCUUUUUAUGUCCAUUCUUUGCACGCAAUGAAUUUGGACAGAAGGUAUAUAGCAAUAUUAAGCCCCUACUGCUGAAACUGGACUUUGGUGUUGGGGACUAUAUCCAGCAAAAACUGAAAGAGAAAGCUGAAUUGAUAAAAAUAAAGAUGACAGAAGAUGACAGUGAACUGGAUAUAUCAGCCCUGUGUCCCAAGGUUAGUCCCACAGCUGCGGCCAAAGAAUUGUCUGUAUCCGAUACAGAUGUUUCAGAGGCUUCUUGGACUGACAAUGGAACUUUCAAUUUAUCAGAAGGAAACACUCCGCAGACAGACAUAUCUGAUGAUUUUGAUCGCCCCAGUGACCACGAGGAGGUCUUCACAAGAGAUCUUGCAGAAUUUCCAUCUGUGGAAAACGGCAUGGCUACAAACGAUGAGGAUGAUUCCAGCAUCGGCCUGCCUGCCCACCAAGGGAAGAAGAAGGAUCGUCUCUCCGCAGCCCCCUUGGAUCAGGGCACCCAGCCGAGGCGGGAAGGGCACUCUGCAGCAGGCCUUUCCUUGCCUUUGAUCGACAAUCAGGCUGCCAACAUGGCAAGAGCCAUUGCUAGUGAGGUUGUCACGUCCGUGGUGUCAGCAGCUGUCAGAGACCAGUUGCAGUCCCUGCAAGCAGAGCCCAAUUUAGGUGAAGAGACUGACACAGAAGAAGGCGAUGAUUUUGAACUGCUUGACCAAUCAGAGCUUGAGCAGAUGGAGAGUGAACUGGAACUUACCAAAGGCCAGAAGUCUGAGCUAGAGGGAAACAAGAAGUCCUCUGGCUUCCUUUCAAACCUGCUUGGAGGUCAUUAAUAUGCAAAUUGGAGCUGCUUCAUAGUAUAUAGCCAAAACAAAAUACAGACAUAAAAGGCAAAAAAAGAAAAUGAGGAGCUGCAAGCUCCAUCUAUUUUAGAUGUGCUGUAACGUCCUUCAUACAGAGUGAACUUGUUAUAGAGCAGUUGACACUGGUAGUUUUGUUUCCAAUAGCGAUGCCAUAGAAAUGGGGAAAAACACUUAGCCCAUUAUUUUGUCUCAAAGGAAUUUAAGAGGCAAGGAUUUAAUACAUAUACACACACACACAUAUAUAUAUUAAAUUUGCCAAAUGUAGCUCCCUUUUGGCUUAACCAAAUCUUCUUCACCUCCAGCCUUUUUACUCUUAUUUUUCAAACAUAUCGGCAGCAUUGCUUCAGGGAGAGAAAAUACCAACAGGGAACAAAAAGCCAUCAUGUCCUAGUUGCCUCCUGUGUAGCAGAAUAUCAAUACCUCCAGAAUGGAGAAGGGUCUGAAUACUCUUGCAAAUAUCAUCUAAUGUAUAAAAUCAGGGUGCCACCUUCAAAAUGGGUUGCCAUUUUGCCUAAUAUUUGCCUAAUUUCCCCAAUAUUCUUAUUGGCCAAGACGGGAUGAUGCAUUUUCUAAUUAUGGAAAAACAUUGAGGCUUUAGCGCAUUGGUUCUCAGCCUGUGGGUCCCCAGGUGUUUUGGCCUACAACUUCCAGAAAUCCCAGCCAGUUUACCAGCUGUUAGGAUUUCUGGAAGUUGAAGGCCAAAAUAUCUGGGGACUCACAGGUUGAGGACCGCUGCUUUAGAGCCUAACAAAAUAAAUUAAUGUUAUGCUUCAUGUUCCAUCUGAAACCUUGCAUUAGGCCCCAGAAAAUGAAGCAAAAAUACUGUGUUUAAGACUGUAUAUGCUAACUCUGUGGGGGGGGGGGGGUGUACCCAGUGUGAAGCUGACUUUUGGAUGAAAGGGCAGAGAAAUUGAGAAAAUCAAUACAGAAAUUGGAUUGGCAGUCUCUUUAUCGUCAGCUCCAUCGAUUGUGCAAUCUUUUUCUUCCAAAACAUAACUGCAGGGUUGUAUCUAAAACUAUAGAGACCGUUGAUACUGAGUUCUCCCGCAAAAAAAAAAUGCAGAAUAUAUCUGGCAUAUAAGUAGAGAGAUUUUGCCAUAAAACACUCCUAAUAUUUACACUUAGCAUAUUCUGUGGCAGACUUUGGGUCAUCUUAAAAAUGAAACAAUCUUCUAUACUUUCUGGUUUACCUUUUAAAAUUGAUAGAAACAGGCAGUGCCUUAUUAAGGUAAACCAAACUUUAAAGGAAGAAAUGCAACUAGUUUUAGUAGCAUGGUGUAAGAAGCCAGCAGAUUUUGAGGGACCAUAUCAUCUCUUUUGUCAGACUCUUAGAGUUUUACUGACAUUCUAACAUGAAAAACAUUACCUUGUGACCUUUCACCCCCUAGCUGAGUGGGUGAUUUUCUGUCAUAGCAACAAUAAUGAUGUUAAUAUUGCUGAAGAAUAUGCAUUAAAGUAUUAAAGUAUUAAAGUAAAGUAUGCCGGAAGCUCUUUUUUCUUUUCACUCCUGUCCCAUCCAAAAUGUUUAAUAAGACUCCAGACAAACAAUAUCAAACAACCAUGGUAUCAGUUCUCACUCUGAAGUAGCUUGAUCAAGGUAUCUCUGUACCCUUUAGUACUACUUGAUACUAUUAACCAUUCAUCAGGUGCAGAAACAUGUGGUUGCCUGCAAUCACAUGAAUUUGGGCAUUUGAAUGAUGGUACAGACCCAGAGGGGCAUAUGCUUCUUAUGGAUUAUACUUAUGUCUCUGCUUGGAGUGGGUAUCACCCCUUCUUUCUGUUGACUUCAUUCUUUAGCACGGCGCUAUAUGAGGAGCAGGAUUUAUUCCCUGCCAAAGAUGAGAGGCAUCUGUAUGAUCCUAAGCAUAUUUACUCUAUAGCAAGUCUCAUCCACUUCAGUAGGAUCUAUCCGUAGUAAGUGUGUUUAGGAUUGCAGUCGGUAUUGCACUCCUUAAUGCAAUAUUUUGGUUGUUGCUGCCAAUCAAAUGCCCCUCAAGUAAUAUACAUGUGUUCUCAGGUUUUUAUGUAGUUUUAGCUUUGAUUUUAUUGGGAUUGUCUCUCAAGAUUUUAGCAAACAUGUGAAGGAGCAUCUUACAGAUACUACAAAUCCUAUUUUCGAAAUAGAUGUACAAUAAAGCGAAACUAACAGUAAUCUCUCUCUACCUCCUUUUCAACAUCUGCUUCCUGUUCAUGGUGAAGAUAGAGAUUAUUUGAUUUAUAUCCCAUUGUUCUCCCUAAAUUGGGACUGAAAUAUUGAAUUAAACACAUUUUAGGAACACAUUAUUGAAGGAAGUAGAACUCCCACCCAUUUAAGAAAUAAUUGGAGAAUGAAACCUUACCCGUUGUAUGGAUAAGGCUGCAAUUUUAUUCGCUCUUACUUUGGAGUAAGUAACUUAAAUCAGUGGGAUUUACUUCUGAAUAAACACGCACUAGGCUGCAUUGGAAGGAAUAGAGUCUAUUUGACAAGACAGUAGGAAAGGGUUUGGAGCAUCAUCCCAGUUGUGUUGUAUAUUGUAACUGUGUGCACUUUAUUGUUUUGUUUCAAGAAAUGUUUCAGGGAUUUCCAAAUAUCAGAUAUAAUGGUACUUUUCUAAGAAAUAAAGUUCCAUCUAUCGGUGAAAGCAGGAGGGCCUGCUUGAGACUUGUAAAUAAUUCUCUUUCUGGUAUCAGGACUAAAAAGUACAGUCCUAAUGUGAUAAAAUAAAGACCCAGUCAUGAAAACAA
Anolis carolinensis (green anole) is the source of this 4226-nucleotide messenger RNA. It is a transcript of the gene retreg1, whose product is annotated as reticulophagy regulator 1. Gene Ontology annotation, biological process: reticulophagy; negative regulation of neuron apoptotic process. Bases 372 to 1472 code for a protein of 366 amino acids. The transcript has 7 exons. The record is from RefSeq and is a predicted model, not a curated record. Gene Ontology annotation, cellular component: endoplasmic reticulum membrane. Lineage: Eukaryota; Metazoa; Chordata; Lepidosauria; Squamata; Anolidae.